This is a messenger RNA of Owenia fusiformis, 2688 nucleotides long. NCBI's taxonomy places the organism in Eukaryota, Metazoa, Annelida, Polychaeta, Sabellida, Oweniidae. The record is from the annotation of a GenBank genome assembly.
GUCGUGAUGUAAACAGUUUCACAGCUACUGGAAAAUAUAUUGAAUUUUGCAAUAUUAUUGCUAAAAUCAGUGUACAAAGGUCUUCAAAUGACAACCCACUAUGUAAUUAAAAGGGGAAAGUAUCUGGACAACCUAUGAGAGGCGUGUAUGGCGCGAAAUGGAGGUGAAGUUCUCCAGAAGAAGAACUCUAAACUUGAAGCAUUUUUGAAACGAAAUUUGGACGCUCAUCUUUUUGAAAGAAUCAGAGCUUACGAACCAUGUAUUGUUGUAUCUGAGAAGGAGAACAAGGCAUUCAAAUAUGUUUUCAUCACAGAUGAAUUGAUCUACUUAACAGAAAACCCUCCAAAGAAUGUCUCAGAAGAAGUUCACUUCAAAAGUGUUGUAUCAACUGAGUUGGUUAAUGAAUUCCCAGAUUUUCUUAGUGGAGAGGAGAGGGAGAAUACUCAACAUAUCGCCAUAAAAUAUCUCACAAAUCUACCUGUUAAAAGGAAAAAAUCGAGAGAUGAAAAAGCCAAAACUCAUAAGUCAUCCAGUGAUAUUGAUGAUGAAAAAGAAUUACAUAAUAAACUCAGCGAUGAAAAAAACCUUUCAAAGUCUAUGACUGCCCUAAGCCUUGGAUGUAGGAAUGCCAAUAUUUCAGAGAAUGGUAAACUUGAUAAGAAAUUUGCUAGCAAGACAUUUGAUCCAAAUGUCUUACGUAUAAAAGAAGAGCAUUUUAACUCAAACUCGCUAUCAAAUUCUCUGCCAAGCCAACAAAUAAAGAAACUAGGACUAGGCAGCCAUGAUGUUGACUUUAAGGAACACCUACGCACGCAUAAACAUAAGAAAGAGCAUAAUGGAAAAUCUUUACCUAUCCGUCCACUCCCGCCAAGAUCUCCCGCAGGUUCAGGAGAUGCCUCUGAUUUUCAAAGUGACUCCAAUGAUCUCAAAACUUUAAGUAAUGGUAAAAGCCAUAAAAAGCGCCGUUCCCUUCCCAGUCCAGAGAUUGCAGACAACAGUGAUGCCAGUAACGAACACAUUCCUAAGAUAAUUCUACAUCAUUCCUAUGGUGGUGAGCUCUCCAUUCCUGUUGAUGAAGAGUUCAAUGCUAACAAGUCCAUGAGUAAAGUGAAAGGAUUCUUUGCCAAAUUAUCACCCAGAGGUGGAAAGAAAGGAUAUGAUUCAGAAGAUGGUGACAGUCCCCGUAGUACCAGCACUGAAAUAGAAGACCAUGUAUUCCAAGAUGAAAGCCCUGUAGAGACCAAAGAAUGUGUCCUCCAUUUGUAUGUUAUCAGUACCAGCUCACAUCUACUUAUGUUCAUCAAAAGUGCCUGGAACAACUAUCUCAUUAGGGGAACUUUAGAACUUGAUGAUGACUUUGUUCAUACACCUGGAUCAAUAUCUCCCAGAGGUGGCACAACACCAAAUGAGAAGCUAGACCUUUUAUUCAGUCAGUUAAAGAGAGAGUUGCUUGAGGCUGCUAAUGGUCUAGAGGAUGUCUUCAACCUCAUCAAUGAACUUAAACUCGCUGCAGUUAGGCACCUGUAUCUCAAGAAACUAUUCUGGAAGAGUCCUGAGUUGUUCCAGUUCUUAGUGAAACAACUGACCAUAUAUCUCCCCAGAGCCUCCAAACUUGACAUGACUACGCAGCAGGGUAGAAACCAGAGGGCGGAUGAGUAUGAAUUGGUGAUAAUAAUUAUUGAAACACUAUCAUUGAUGUUUCGCGAGACGGAAGUUCUACCACUCAGAAUUAGCUGUCUCAAGGUGAACAAAGGCCAGACUCUACGAGAACUUGUCAAAGUGAUUGUUAGUACCCCCGAGGUCCCACCACGCUACAGUCCUCCCUCCAAGAAAGCAGCACGCCUGUUACGCCAGUCAAAAGCUGACCAAUGGAAAAUGGAAUCUGAUAUUGAACUUGCCAAUUUGGUGAAAGAAAUCACAGAAAAUGCUGUUGUUGUCAUAUUUGAGUUGAUCCUUAUUGCCAAGGCCAACUGGGGAGGUUCAGGAAUAAAUUUCUUCAAUAUUUGCUGGCUGGUUGAACAAAUUGAAGAGGAAGCUUCACAGGCUGAGCAGCUCUUGAACCGUGUUGUAAACGAGAGUAUGUCCUUGAUUGCUCCAAACUCCAUCUCUGAGCUGUCCCCCAAACAGGCUGUCAUCCUGACGAGGCAGUUCACCAUUCUACACACUGUCGUUGAAUACAGCAAGCCACUGAAACACUAUGUGAGAGAGAACUUCAGGGAGGAAUUCAAAUACUUCAUACAGUCGCGGAUAAUACAUGAAAAGUUGCCUAAAAGAUACCCUAUAAGCCAAAAAUGUAAGGAACUCAUCCAACAAGUUACUAGCCAAGUCCUGGGAAAACAAUUUGAACUAACAAUAGAGAACUGAAACUCCUUUGCAUCAAAAUGAGUACAAUUUUAGUACUACGAAUACUUUAUAUUAGGGUGAGAUUGCAUAGGAGGAACUCACGAGAGCUUGUACCAAGACGACACAAUAUUGAGAUUAAGAAAUAUGUGAGUUAAGAAAUAGGUGCCAUGAUUAUUCAUUAAAUAUCAAAGGCCUUAGCCCCUUUGGGGAGAUGUUCCACUUUGGGUGAUUGAUAGUGGACUCAUUGUUUGAAGUUAAGUCCUUUUUUAUUAUACAUUGUAAAUCAGAUACUUUCUACAACAGAUUUAUUUACCUACAAUAUUAUACAUAAUAUAACAGAUAUUC